Daldinia childiae is the source of this 1695-nucleotide messenger RNA. RefSeq names its product putative epoxide hydrolase. The transcript is spliced from 3 exons. NCBI's taxonomy places the organism in Eukaryota, Fungi, Ascomycota, Sordariomycetes, Xylariales, Hypoxylaceae. Gene Ontology annotation, biological process: epoxide metabolic process. Gene Ontology annotation, molecular function: epoxide hydrolase activity. The record is from RefSeq and is a predicted model, not a curated record. Bases 1 to 1695 code for a protein of 564 amino acids.
AUGGCUGCUGCUGAAGUUGAAGAGGCUGUACCCGCUGGCGGUGCUGAUGAAAUUAAGCCCUACAGAAUACAUGUAUCAUCAAAAUAUCUAGAACUCACAAAACAGAAACUUGAAGUUACCCGAUUGCCUCAUGAGUUCCCGGAACCGAAAUCGAAAGAUUGGUGGGAGCCUAAGUCUCAAAUAGAACCACUGAUUGACUUCUGGUUAGAGCAAUAUUCGUGGAGAGUCCAAGAAGAUCUCUUGAAUACGGAGUUGCCUCAAUUUCGCACCGAAUUUUCUAUACCUUCAUCUGAAGCAAUCGUUAGAAUUAACUUCAUUCAUGCUCGUUCUUCUCAUUCAAAUGCAAUACCCCUUCUUUUGAUACCCCCAUUCCCUUUUUCAAACCUCUCUUUUGGACAUCUCGUCAAGCUUUUCACAGAACCGGAAGAUGUCGCGAAUAAUCAGCCCUUCCACCUAGUUAUACCCGCUCUACCGGGGUUGGGUUUUAGCGACGCGCUUCCGAAUAAUACACCGAUGAUCUCAUCCACAGGAGAAAUCUUGAAUUCGUUAAUGAGCCGACUUUCAUACCCUCAUUACUUGAUAACGAAUGCAAGUUCUGGAAUCAAUUCACCUGCGGAAAUCGACUUUAAAAUUGCCAAUUAUCUAGUAACUCAUCAUUCCGAUUCCUGCCUGGGUGCUCACUUGAUAUCACCCCCUUUGGCACGACCGAAGCUCCGAGAAGCACCGGUCGAGUGGGCAAAAUGGUCCGUUGCAAGUUUAUUUCGUGCCCCUAUUCUUGGGUACCGUAAAGAGGAUUUCUCUGCUCUCAAACGAAACAGCCUCUCUCGUUCGUCAAAGAAAACGCCAACUCCCGCUCGGUUCGGAUUAAAUCAAUUGGGUCUUCGGGAGCCAAACACCUUAGCAUAUGCGCUGUGUGACUCGCCAACAGGUCUGUUGGUCUUCGUGCUGAAGAGUCUCCGCUUGCUUGACCCCAAGAAAGAAUUUGCACCUACAGAAGUGAUUAACUUCACUCAGCUUUCUUGGCUCCCCGGUCCAGAGUCAGCCAUGAGAUUCUGGGCACAUUGCGCACGGUAUCCAGAAGUGGAUAAGAAAGUUCGCUCACGACCUAAAAUCGGAAUCACAGUAUUUCUAGGCGAUGAGCCUAGUACGAAUGAGGACACGGAAGCAGAGGCUAUCGAGCUGAUACAGGACGAGGCAAAGGACUGCUAUAUGUGCCCUAGUUGGGCCAAGACGAAAUACAAUGUAGUCCAUGUCAACCGUGCGAUAGGAAGAUCGGGACUCCUAGCUUGGGAUCGACCCGAAAUCAUUGCUACAGGUGUAAGAGGGGUAGCCGCUUCGAUUUUGCGGUCAGAUUCUCGAUUACGGCCUGCGGCGUCACCGACGCCAGCGCCAGCGGUGGCCGAUUUAGAGCGAGUGGUAGUCCACGACGACACUACCGUUGAGCAACCAUCAUCUCCGCCGGCGCAAACAACUCCAACACUUCUAGUACCGCCAAGGGGCGAAGAGCGCAACCAGCCACAUAGAGAAGUCAGCGAUGAGACGGCUGUAGGAAGCAAUGAGGAUAUCCCUGGGAAAACUCUUUCCCCGGCUCCAAAGGUACCAAGUCCAACGCAUCUUGCACCACCGGCCGAUGAGCGAGAACACCCGCGCCGAGAGGCGAGUGAUGACACGGCUGUAGAACAGUCUAAUAACUAA